Scatophagus argus is the source of this 4266-nucleotide messenger RNA. It is a transcript of the gene snx17, whose product is annotated as sorting nexin 17. Gene Ontology annotation, molecular function: phosphatidylinositol binding. NCBI's taxonomy places the organism in Eukaryota, Metazoa, Chordata, Actinopteri, Scatophagidae. Gene Ontology annotation, biological process: signal transduction; intracellular protein transport. The transcript has 15 exons. The record is from RefSeq and is a predicted model, not a curated record. The coding region runs from base 748 to 2166 and encodes 472 amino acids. Gene Ontology annotation, cellular component: early endosome.
UUGCAAUGCCUCUUAAUGGGCCACUAGAUACACUGAACACAGAAUGGUCUGGCGGCCCUGGUGUAGCCGCUUUCUCACACAUUUCUAUCACCUUUUUAUCUACCUGUGAGCUUCUUCCGUCGCCGUAUAGAUUUUUCGUAAGCAAAUGUAGGGGACAGGAAAAAAUAAGCAAUAACACAACAAGUGCCACUGUCUCCCCCCACAUUUCGAAAGGUUUGCCAACGGCUCUGCGACGCUGUGUUGUUUGCAGGAACCAACUGCAUCUUUUUACCCGGAAACUUCAUCUGGUUAUGCUAACGACUUGCCUUACCUGUAUGCGCUGAAACUCACAUGCUACAGUAGGUGGUUUUAAGUUAACGCAAAUUCCUUUAAAGUGAGUGAAAAGGAUAUAUUCACGCCAGUUGUGAAGGUGUAAUUACUUAACACUUGCAACAUGGCUGCUGCGGGAGCCUCAGUGAGAAAAGUUUGACACUGACGUGGGAGAAGUUUUAUGCGAAUGCUAGUUGGUACAUGAGUUGUUGGCCAGAUAUUGAAGUCGUCAGCAGACUCCUGCAGCCUGGCAUCGCUUUCCCGGACUUACAAACCAGUGGAUGAACCGUGCAAGAGCCCCCCUCCUCCUCUGUAGUCACCGCCGACAGUCACUGCAGUGGACUUAGUAGGGAAACUGUGGUGUCUUCCUCUCCAUCGUAAGCUCUGGUGGCGUUGAAGGAGUUGUCGUCGGGCAGCAGGCUGUGAUUCGAGCUGAAAAUGCAUUUUUCCAUACCCGAAACGGAGGUUCGUUCGGGAGAAAAUGGAUCAUCGUAUGUGGCCUACAACAUCCACGUCAAUGGCGUGCUGCACUGUCGGGUCCGCUACAGUCAACUUCUUGGCCUCCAUGAACAGAUAAAGAAAGAAUAUGGCAGCAAUGUGGUGCCUGCAUUCCCUCCAAAGAAGAUCUUCACACUGACUCCUGCCGAGGUUGAACAGAGACGAGAACAGUUGGAGAAAUACAUGCAGGCUGUGCGUCAGGAUCCCUUGCUUGGUGCCAGUGAGAUGUUCAACAGUUUCUUAAGAAAAGCACAACAGGAGACGCAGCAGAUUCCCACAGAAGAGGUUGCUCUAGACAUCUGCCUCUCCAACGGUCAGAAGGUCACCGUCAACAUUCUGACCUCGGAUCAGACGGAGGAUGUCCUUGAUGCUGUUGCAACAAAGCUUGACCUUCCAGAUGACCUUGUUGGUUACUUCAGUCUGUUUCUGGUCCGUGAGAGUGUGGAUGGAGGUUUAACAUUUGUGCGGAAGCUGCAGGAGUUUGAGCUGCCUUACGUAUCCAUUACGAGCUUGCGGAGCUCUGAAUUUCACAUACUCCUACGGAAAAGCUAUUGGGACAUGGCGUACGAUGGUGAUGUCAUGGACAACCGAGUUGGCCUGAAUUUGCUAUAUGCCCAGACAGUGUCUGACAUCGAGCGAGGCUGGAUACUCGUCAACAAAGACCAGCACCGGCAGCUCAAAUCACUGCAGGAGAAAGGCUCCAAGAAAGAAUUCAUCCAUCUAGGUCAGACUCUGAAAUAUUAUGGCUAUAUCAAGUUCGACCCUUGCAUCACCGACUUCCCCGAGAAGGGAUGCCAAGUCAUCGUCAGCGCUGGCAACAACGAGCUCAACUUCCACGUCAAACUGCCCAACGAACAGAUGAAGGAGGGGAGCUUCAAGGUCACACGUAUGAGGUGUUGGCGAGUCACGUCUUCUCAAGUCCCAGUAGUCAACGGCACCACCAAUCCCUGCAGCUCAUCCAAAUGCGACGUCAAACUGGAGCUGGCCUUUGAGUAUCUCAUGAGCAAGGACCGCCUCCAGUGGGUCACCAUCACCAGUCAACAGGCAAUCAUGAUGAGCAUCUGCCUUCAGUCUAUGGUGGAUGAAUUAAUGGUGAAGAAGUCAGGCGGCAGCAUAAAAAAGAUGCUGAGGAAACGACACAACGGCUCCAUCCACAGGCCCGACAGUCAGCAAACUGUGAAAUCUCCCCCUCUGCUGGACUCCCCUGACCCGAACCGUGAACAAAUCGUCAAACUCUCAACCAAGCUGAGCUCCGUGUCCCUCCGAGGGAUCAGCACCUCCAGCUCAGCAAAUGACAUCAGUGGCAAUGAUUUCCAUGGCAACUACGCUUUCGAGGGAAUUGGGGAUGAUGAUCUGUAACCGCUGACAUGCCCUCUCCCCCUCUUCAUUCCACUGUCAACAACCGGGACAACAAAGAUUACAAGUUGAGCUGAGCUGAGCCGAGCGGACCACACGUGGCGUCCGAUUCUGCAAGAUUGUAGCUUCUUCCUGCCUUAAGCUCUCAUUUAAUCUUUGACAGUGUCCGCUUUUUUUUUUUUUUUUUUUUUUAAGACUCUUAAAUGCUCACCUUGAUUUGUACUCUCAGUUACAAUCAUCAUAUUCAAUUCAAAUUUCGUCCCCUAAGUUAUUAACGUUGUGACGACAUACGGUAAAUAGCACGUGAAGCUACAGGUGGUUAAAUAGGGAGGCUUUCCGUAUGUUCCUGUUUGACAAAUUCUGACUUCAGUUUCACAUGGAUCACUGGUUCAUAUGUGAAGUUCUACAAUGCAGUUAAGUUCUUAAGGUACAAACUAAAUUAAUAUAUUAUAAACUACACAAAGAAAACCUGCUAUAUCCUACAAUGUUCCCUCAGUGGCUGCAUGUUCCUUCCCAACCAGGAAGCCGAAUGUUUAGUUAGACCUGGCACUAGUGACAAUACGGCAGAACUGGACAUGGAUAGUUCUCAAAAUGACCCAGAGUCGGGCGAAUGUGUUGAAAUCGAUCUCUAAAAACUAUAGACUAUCGAAAGCAACUGCUUACUUAAAUGGAUUAUCAAUGUCUGGCUUGGCUUUAUACCAAAAUGUCAUGUUUUUAUACUGUUAGUUGUACUCUGUGUGUCAUGCUAUUCAUGUGUCAGUAAAUAUGUUAGCAGGAUAAGAGUGGUGUUUUCAGCUUACAUUUGAGGCACAGUCACUCAUAUUGCCUUCAGAAAUAGUCAGAUGCCUUAACUUUUACUUUUUAUCCUUGUGGGUUGUCAUUUAACUGGACAUUGGUUGAAACUUAAACGUCAGCGUCAGCUGGUUAGCCUAGAAUCUUGCAGAACUUGAUAGAUGGUUUAUUCGGCCGAGCUGCUUGCACUUGCUGAAUCCAUCAUUUUGCACAGUAUUACAGGUGGAGAUGAAUGUUUGAGUGGAAGCUCGAGCAUGACUUUUAACAUUGUGUGGAGAUUUUUUUUUUUCCCCAGCAGGCUCUGUAAAUCCAUCUAUGACUUUUUUUUUAAACCAAUUUUUUAAAGGUUUCUCAUAAAUGCCAAAUUAUAGUUUACUAAAGCAUUUUGCACAAAAUAAACAAAAAUUAUGACAAUGUCACUUUUUAUAUUAUGUACAUGCAAUUAAGUAUUCUGAACAUUUACUAAUAUCUAUAUAACAUCAAUAGCUUAUUGUAAUCAAAUAGAUCAAAUGUAAUCUAAGCUGUAUAGAACAAAAAGUUUAAGUGGACUAACAUUUAUCAUUGUUUACAUAAUGUUUAGAGGACUUAUUAGUUAAAUGGAAAGUGUUUACAAAUUUUUCAUCUGAUUUUCUUUGUCUUGUUCUUUUUGGGGCGAGUAAUAGAAUUGUGGAGAGCACUCUUCGGCGCUUCAGUUCAUUGUAAUUUGUAAUAUGUACAUUGUGCCAAUCAUCUCAGAGGAUUUAGCUGAAAAGGUGCUUUGGUGAAGCAGUGAAUGUGAUCACAAUUGCUGGAGUGGACAAAGUUCGUGGAGAGCAGGCAACAAAAUGAACAUAUCCCAUUGUUUUAUAAGACUCGUCAUUCCAUUUUAAUCAAUGUUGGCGUCUGGCAGCGUCUUUUGAAGCCUCUCGAUGUAAAUCGGUGCCAACCUAUCAACAGCUUUACUCUCACUGGUAGCCAGAACUGUAAACAAAAUGUUCUCAAUGUAAAUGUUUUGUUCUAUCACUGCUGUGCUUCUUCUCUCUUCUCAGUUGCAUUUACAGUAGCGGUAUGUGGAGGCCACCAUUCAUUUUUGUUUUCUAUUCGUGUCAGUGCAAGGUACAUGGAAGCUGUAAGGCCGUGGGUGUUAAUAAAUGCGUAGGUGCCAAAUUACACUUUUAAAGUGCAUUUAUCAUCAGCAACACUUUUACAGGAAAUGUCAAAUUUAAUGAAGUUUGUAUGGGCUUGAUUGAUUCCACUAGUUUUCAUUUUGAUUUUGGUGGUGAGGUCAGUGACAGCUGUCAUAAUGCUACAAUAAACUCUGAAAUUAGGUGA